CCCAUCUGACACCCUACCCCUGCUCACCCUGCCUGUCCCCGUCUGACACCACACCCCUGCUCACCCUUCGGGGAGGGCUGGGGGUGGGACUCGGGGUUAUUUAUUCGCUGCAACUCCGGGAGAUUCUCGCAGAAGAGGAGACCCAACUCCGGAGAGCCGUCUGCAAGAAGACAACGAUGUCUUGUCUACAGGUGCCGCACACUCAGUGUGUGUCCUUCUCUGUUGGUUCUUGCGUGAUAAUCAAAGGGACACCUCCUGUCUCUUUCGACAAGGACCCCCAACUGCAGGUGGAUUUCCACACUGGGACAAACGACAAGUCGGACAUCGCCUUCCACUUCCGAGUGUACUUUGGUCGCCAUGUGGUGAUGAACAGCUUUGAGGAGGGGGGCUGGAAGCACGAGGUGAGGUUGACCCACAUGCCCUUCGCCCAGGGCCGAGCGUUUGAGCUGCGCAUCCUCGUCUUGCACGAUGAGUACCAGGUGGUGGUAAAUGGCCAACACUAUUUUGGCUUUGCCCAUCGACUCAAGCCAGAGUCUGUGAAGAUGGUGCACGUGUGGAGAGAUGUCUCCUUGACCUCAGUGAAUGUCGUCUAACCAGGGAGGUGACCAGACUCCCCCUUAUCAAGGAGUCCCUCUUUCCACGUGAUCAUGGAUUCCCGGAGCCUGUCUACAGAGCAAUCCCUCCCCACCCCUUCCCCCACACGUGGUCAUUAAAAUGUCACCAAACUUCA
Molecule: messenger RNA, 730 nt
Organism: Microcebus murinus (gray mouse lemur)
Lineage: Eukaryota; Metazoa; Chordata; Mammalia; Primates; Cheirogaleidae
Gene: CLC
Product: Charcot-Leyden crystal galectin
Molecular function (GO): carbohydrate binding
Source: RefSeq, a predicted model, not a curated record